AUGAGUGGAAGUAAAAAAACAGUGUUCCUAUCCAUUUUAUUGAUAAUGGUAAUGAUUCUAUCAAUUUCUCAAAAUAUAAAUAGUGUUAGUGAUUCUGCAUUUACUCCAACAGGAGAGAAAAGAUUGUUCCCAAAGCCAUUAACUUGUGUGGCAGAUGCAAAAAAAGUUCCACACUGUGUAGAAUCAGUGAAGAAUUUCCAUUUCAAAAAUGUUACAAAAGAAUGUUGCACAGUUUUACUCGGUAUUCCUAAAGAUUGUUUUGGCAUUAUGUUUCCUAGGCGUUUUGUCUAUCGUAUUAUGCUUAAAACUGCAUGUAAGUUAUUAGGUAUCAUCAAGGUUUAGUUAUAUUUUAAGUGAUCAUUUGUCAUUCUAUUUUAAUGUAAUAACGAUUAUUCAUAUUAAUAAAUUAUAACAAGAAA
Messenger RNA from Brassica napus (rape), 419 nucleotides. RefSeq lists its product as uncharacterized. The coding region runs from base 1 to 342 and encodes 113 amino acids. The transcript has a single exon. The record is from RefSeq and is a predicted model, not a curated record. NCBI's taxonomy places the organism in Eukaryota, Viridiplantae, Streptophyta, Magnoliopsida, Brassicales, Brassicaceae.